Molecule: messenger RNA, 284 nt
Organism: Racocetra persica
Lineage: Eukaryota; Fungi; Glomeromycota; Glomeromycetes; Diversisporales; Gigasporaceae
Source: the annotation of a GenBank genome assembly
GUCAAGCAUAAAUUUGUAUGAUCAACAUUGGCUGAUUUUGAAAGCCGAUGAUACUGUUGAUUAUUCUGAAGCAAAUAAAAUUCUCCUGUUGCCGCCGUCAGAAAGAAAACCUGCACACUUUGUCAAGAACAAAAAUUAUUUCUUUAAUCUUAGCAAAGAGAAUACCAUCGCUUUGCUUUUUGCCGCUUCGGCAUCUUUAAUAGUCUCAGUGUUGGUGGCAUCUCGCUGGUUUAUGAGGCGAGUUAAAUUAUCUAUGUUUACAAAAAAUUCAAAUCGCGCUAAUG